This is a messenger RNA of Humulus lupulus (European hop), 2931 nucleotides long. Its product is annotated as pentatricopeptide repeat-containing protein At1g80150, mitochondrial. The coding region runs from base 649 to 1851 and encodes 400 amino acids. The record is from RefSeq and is a predicted model, not a curated record. The transcript has 2 exons. Lineage: Eukaryota; Viridiplantae; Streptophyta; Magnoliopsida; Rosales; Cannabaceae. Gene Ontology annotation, molecular function: protein binding.
UACACAGUGCAGAAUCCUACUACUCUAACUUUCCCUCAAAAAAAAAAAAUCCUACUACUCUAACCAAUCACCUUCGACUAUCUCAGGGGUACACGCUAACAUACCAUACACCCCUCCACUCUUCACAGUCACAGUCCACAAAGAACGAUUAACGAAACCUAAAACCAAAACCCCCCCAAAACCCCUCCCGAGAUUCUUUGGUACACUCCACUCGCCAUUUCCCAUCCAAAUUUCAUUCUUUGUACCUCCUAUUUUUAAGUCGUUAUUCAUCUUCAUCUUCUCCAUCGCGUUUAGGAAAAAAACCAGCUCCACAACUUGUUUGAUCUGAUGUUUUAAUCUGGUAUCUUCUAUCGUCUUCUCUGGGGAGUUUUUGUUCCUUGGUUCUUCUUAUUCUCAAAUGAGUGUUGGCAAUUUUUUUUGCCUUCACCUUAAUUUAGCUAAUGGGUAUAUCCCAAUUUGGGAGAGGAGAAAAUCUAUGGAGAUUCAUUUCAAAUUCCCGUGAUUCAUUUGUUUUGGAUGCUCAAUUUGUCUGAUUCUUCUGGGUUUUCAGAUUUUUGAUGUGGCGAUGGUUAUUUCAUAUGAAUGCUUGGGUUUAGGAUUUUUGUUUUGAUGAGGGGUUAUGUUUCAAUCUGAGGGGAUUCCUAGAACAUGCUCUCUCUGCGACCUAUUCGCAGGUUUUGUCAUGCCGCCGCCUCCGCUAUAGUAUCAAGUGAGUGUCCCGCAGCUGCGUCCAGUAAGGUUUUUAGUUUGAAGGACAUAGAAGAACCUGCUCUUGUUAAGCUCAAAGCGGAGAGAGACCCUGAUAAGCUAUUUCACUUGUUUAAAGCUAAUGCCCAUAAUCGGAUUGUUAUUGAAAAUCGAUUCGCAUUUGAAGAUACUGUAUCUCGGUUAGCUGGAGCCCGGCGUUUUGACUAUAUAGAGCAUUUGCUGGAGCAUCAGAAGACUCUUCCGCAGGGCCGGCGUGAAGGGUUCAUUGUGAGAAUUAUAAUGUUGUAUGGUAAGGCUGGAAUGACCAAAAAUGCAAUUAAUACUUUUUAUGAUAUGCAUUUGUAUGGUUGUAGGCGAACUGUUAAAUCUUUUAAUGCUGCACUUAAGGUUUUGGCACAGUCCCAUGAUUUAGGAGCAAUCGAGGAUUUUCUAAGAGAGGUGCCAUUGAAGUUUGGCAUCUUAUUGGAUGUGUUUUCGAUUAACAUUGUUAUUAAAGCUUAUUGCGAGAUGUGUAUUUUGGAUAAAGCAUAUUUGAUAAUGGUGGAGAUGGGAAAGGUGGGGAUACAGCCGGAUGUUAUCACAUAUACAACAUUGAUGUCAGCUUUUUAUAAGUACAAUAGGUACGAGAUUGGCAAUGGUUUGUGGAACCUUAUGGUGCUAAGGAGGUGUUUGCCCAAUGUUGCUACGUUUAAUGUUAGAAUUCAGUAUCUUGUUAAUAAGAGAAGAGCAUGGGAAGCCAACAGAGUGAUGAGUUUGAUGCCAAAUAUUGGCAUUUCACCUGACGAGGUUACCUACAACUUGGUGAUCAAAGGAUUUUGCCUAGCUGGGUACAUGGAAAUGGCUAAAAGGGUUUAUUCUGCUUUACAUUCCAAGGGAUUUAAACCCAACAUAAAAAUUUAUCAGACCAUGAUUCAUUAUCUUUGUAAAGAAGGGGAUUUCAGUUUAGCUUAUACCAUGUGCAAAGACUGCAUGCAAAAGAAUUGGUUUCCAAAUGUGCUUACUAUUCUUGCCUUGGUUGAAGGCCUUAAGAAGAAUGAGCAACUUGGUAAGGCUAAGGCAAUUAUUACAUUAGCUCAGAGAAAGGCACCUCCAUUUUCUUCAAAACAAUUGGGUGCUCUUCGUUCCAUGCUGUCCAAGCGUUGAAUUAGAUAGAUGACUUCGAAGAGAAAUUUCAUUUUUGAUGUAACCGGGAAGCUCAACAGGAGCUGGUAUUUUUUUUCCUCAUUUUUAUUUGUAAAUUUUUUUAACUAUUUGGAUAUGAACUUUCUGGAAAGAUCAGAGGAAAGACAGCCCUUUUUUCUUGGUGAAUUUGUUGUACCACCGCAAUAAAGCUUGUCACUGAAUGAGAUUUCACAAUGGAAAUUGUUCUUUCUGCAAUAACUUCCUCUUUCCAUUCAGUGUUCAUUUCAAUAUUUUUCUUACACGAUAUUGUGCAAUGAUAUGCAAGCAUCAUUGCCACUUUUUAUGUAAUGAGUCGUCAUUCUGUAUCUAAUCAUGGUUUGUAUAUUCCUAUGUAAGGUUAUGCAUUUCGUCCAUUAUUAUUUGCCAUAUUUGAUUAAGGAUAAUUAUUUGAUCUUAGAUGUCAAUUAAUUCCUGACUCAUUACAUCUGGCUUUCAUUGCAGGUUUGUUUAUGGUAGUAGUUAAUUUGUGGCAUCUUACAUGCUUUGUUCUGUUUCAGCUUUGGUGGUGACAAACAGAAGGGUCGACCCAAGUUAAAAGUCAUCCUGCUCCACUUUGAAGUGGUCAAUCCACCAACAUUUGAUCAAUAGUCGUUGAUUGGUUUUAAGGAAGAAUCAGUUAGCUGUUAUUUGGCAAGCAAGGUGGAGAUCACUCAUAUAGCUGCUGUGGUGCGAAAACAACACAAGUUGGAAAAUUUAUAAAAAAGGAUACGCGGGGCUGCGAGAAUCGAUUGUCUUUUCCAGGUCCUUGUGUAUUUUUUCACCUAGCAAUUACUAUGCCGGAUUCAUUCCUGCUUUCUUUUUGGAACUAUCUCGUGGUUAUUUGGGAACAAAAGAAGUUCCAGUGGCCCCAGUUUCCAGUGGUCUUAGUUUUUUAAGAAACUUACACUUUCAGGAUAUAUAUGUAUAGAAAGGUGAGAGGAGACACUAUCAGCUUGUGUUGUAUCUUAAAACUGAAUCCAAUUGUCUAGUACUGCUACACAAGAGGCACAACUACUGCUCAUACAUACACAGAGAAUAUAGAUACAUUUUAUUUCUUUUUUC